Messenger RNA from Entrophospora candida, 690 nucleotides. The record is from the annotation of a GenBank genome assembly. NCBI's taxonomy places the organism in Eukaryota, Fungi, Glomeromycota, Glomeromycetes, Entrophosporales, Entrophosporaceae.
AUGACAGAUGACACAAAAUCAAAUUCAUCACCUACACAGAUCAGAUUUAAAGUAGCUAAAUCAUAUGGUAGGGCUCAAGUUCAACGAAGGAAAACCAUUCAGAAUUUCUACGAGUUUCAAAAAAAAUGUCUCGAACUAUCUGCUGAAUACUAUCAAGGUAUUGCGAAUUUACUAGAAGAGACAGACGUUUCACUAUUCCUUGCGCCACCAACACCAGGGGCAGAUCCUCUAAACAUCAUUAACGAGACAGGGAUGGUUAUGAGUGGUAUGCUUGGCCCAGGAUAUGUUGUUAACGACAGAUUUAUCGGUGGCAAAUUAUUAAAAAAAAGAGUUUAUGGGGAGGAUGUCGAAGUGAACGAUAACAAUAGCGAAGAGGCUUACUAUUCCGAAAAUCAAAAGGCUAAACAUAGACGUGCACCACGACAACUUUGGUCUGAUGAGGAGGUGGAACGAUUGAAAGCUGCUCAUGAUCGGUACAACGGUGACUGGGAAUUAAUCAUUAAAGAAUUUGAACCUGAACGAACUAGAAUUCAAAUCUUUCAGAAGGCACGUCAAAUGGGACUUCACAAUGAAGGUGAAGAAGAUGAGGAAAUUGAAGAAACAAUUAAUUUUGAGAAUAGUAGAAUUGAAAUUAAAAAUGAAAAAAAUUAUACUGAUCCAAAAGAAAAUAACAAAAAGAAUGAGGGUUGA